Molecule: messenger RNA, 786 nt
Organism: Sabethes cyaneus
Lineage: Eukaryota; Metazoa; Arthropoda; Insecta; Diptera; Culicidae
Gene: AQP
Product: aquaporin-11
Exons: 5
Coding region: 1-786 (261 amino acids)
Cellular component (GO): cytoplasm
Molecular function (GO): channel activity
Source: RefSeq, a predicted model, not a curated record
AUGGGUAUCGAACAGCUGGGCUACAGUGUGUUCUUUAUUGUGUUGACCAGCGCGAUUGCGGCGAUCGCUCGACGGCUGAACGAAAAGUUGUCCAAAGAUGGUCUAGUGAAGGAGCUGAUCUGUGAGGCCAUUGCCGCGGCCGAACUGUGCGGGUGUUGCUUUGAGCUGAUCAUCGUGGCCGAUAACUUCGGAGUGGCGACCUAUGCUGUAUUUUUGUUCACACUUACCAUCUGGUGGGGAAUGCAGUGGGGCAAUGCAACCGCCUGUCCGUACACGUACAUGGAGCAAAUUGUGCAAGGUGAGGUUAACUUCAAAGAGGCCGCUUUGAAAAUAUGGGCCCAGCUCAUGGGCGGAUGCUGCGUGUUCCGUUAUGUACAGCUGUACUGGUGGCUUGAGCUGGCUGAAACUCACGAAGGUAGAGCUUUCGAGGAGUGUUCUGCGGAUCUGAAGGUAAAUCUCUACCUCGGGGCCUUUAUCGAGGGAUUCGCCACACUAUGCUGUCGACUGGCGUCAAAAGUUAUUUCCGAAAAGGAUGCCAAAUUCGGUGCGUUCAUUGACUCUUUCGUCGGUACCAGCCUGGUCGUUGCAGCUUUUAACUACUCCGGAGGUUACUUCAACCCGGUUCUGGCAACCGCCCUGAAAUGGGGAUGUGCCGGCAAUUCCGCCUUGGAGCACAUCAUCGUUUAUUGGAUUGGCUCAUGUGCCGGUGCCGUUCUCUCGGUACCAUUUUUCAAAUCAUCAACCUUCCGUAAUUUGUUCCUCACGGAGAAGGUUAAAUCUGAGUAA